Phymastichus coffea is the source of this 2371-nucleotide messenger RNA. RefSeq names its product tudor and KH domain-containing protein homolog (gene papi). Bases 534 to 2246 code for a protein of 570 amino acids. Lineage: Eukaryota; Metazoa; Arthropoda; Insecta; Hymenoptera; Eulophidae. Gene Ontology annotation, molecular function: RNA binding. The transcript has 9 exons. The record is from RefSeq and is a predicted model, not a curated record.
AAUUAUCGCAAAUAGUCUCAGUAUUAAUAAAGUCAUUUUCUAGCUUUCAUGCGUGAUAAGUAAACAAGAAAAAAUCAUUAGCGAAGGUACAUUUUCGCAUGCGAAGAUGCAUCUCACCGCCUAGACAUACUCUUUUAUUAAUACACGUUUUACACUAUGAUCAAUGUUUUGUAAACAUAAUUGAAAAAUCCAGCUUUGAAAAAAGUGUUUUGCAUUAAAUUCUUGUCAUAUUUAUCAAUAAAACAAGAAAUGAAAAAGAAAAAUGAAAGCGCGCGAAGCGCAUCUGAUGUUCUUAUAGUUAUAUAAUGUAAAGUCGACUCACGUAUAUACAUAUGUAAAUACGUUACUCAUGCAUUCCGUUCACGCUCUAUAGCUGUCGUUCUUGAAUCUCGGCUGUUGGCAUUUGGCAUACCUAUGCGGCAUUUCAAAGAACAACGAUAUAUAUGAAGAAAUCGCAACUGAAUUCUUAAGCUUGUAUUUAUCUUACGCUCAAUUAUUGGCUUUAUGUAGGUUAUUAUUAAAUAGUACAUAAAAUGCGACUGUUACCUCAACGUAUGCUUAUUCCAUUGUUAGUGAGUUUUUCAAUAACUGGAGCUACUGUAGUAUUAUUGUAUUUCAUCAAUAAAAAGAAGGAUGAGGAAAAUUUUAAAUCUGGACAAAAAUCAGAAAAAUCAAUCAAAAUCCAAAUUCCUCGCCAAGUAGUUCCUCUUGUUAUUGGGCGUGCAGGCUCAGUGAUUCGUGAAUUACAGGAAUCUACAAAUACAAAAAUUAGCUUUAUAGAAGAUAAUGAUGUUGACUUACCUAUGCGAAUCUGUGUUAUAACCGGAGAUCCUAAGAACUUAAUAUUAGCAGAAAAAAAGAUUCAGGCUGUAUUGAUCAACCAACCAUUGAUUGAAACUUAUGAACAAUGGGUGCCCCAGCGAACAAUUAUGAAGAUGACUGAGAAAGGGGAAGUUUUGCUUAAACAAAUUCAGAAUUCAUCAAAUGCGAAAAUUAUUCUUGAAAAUUCAUUUAAUGUUGCUGAUUUAGAUACCAAGAAAAGAGUAAUAAUAAAAGGUACUGCGGAGCAAAUUGCAAAUGCCUUAUUAUUAAUUGAAGAUAGAGUACGAGAAAAUAAUGAGUCCAAAGCCAAAACUGAAAAAGGCUCAAUCAACAGAGUUCCUAGAGUUAAAUCAUUACCCAUUGCUACUCCCAAUGAUUCCCCAAAAAGUACAGAAAACUCAAAAGAAAUAUUUGAUAUUCAAAAUAAUGAAGGAAACAUGGAUGUUUUUGUUUGCUCUGUGAAUGAUCCAAGUCAGUUUUAUAUUCAAGUUAUUAGUGAUACAAAUGCAAAAUUGGAUGAUUUAAUACAAGAUAUGCUUCAAUAUUAUGAAAAUGAAGAAAACAAAGAAGUGCAUGCCUUGAGAGAAAUAACCAUUGGACAAACCGUUGCUGCUAAAUUCUUGGAUAACAAAUGGUAUCGCGCGGAAAUCAUCUCACACCUUGACAACGGCAAUUACGACGUGUAUUUCCUCGAUUUUGGUGAUCGCGAUAGUGUAGAGAGUAAAAAUAUCUAUGAACUGCGCACAGAUUUCUUGAGUCUCCGAUUCCAGGCUAUCGAGUGUUCUCUAUCAGGUGUCAAACCUAAAAGUGGCGAGUGGAGCAGCGAGGUGACGGACAAGUUCUCGCAGCUGUGUGCUCUGGGCCAAUGGCAGCCACGUGUCGCCAAGAUAAGAGGCUACAAGGAGCGAGCUUUUGGCUGCGGCUCGAGUAGGCGUGAGGGCUCGCCUAUUCCCUCGAUUGAGCUUUACGAGCGACGCGACGAACAACUCAUCAACAUCAAUAAAGAGUUGAUAAGGCUGGACUUGGCAGUCGCCGAAAGCGAGCCCUGGUCAGCAGCCAGCUCAACGGUGUCGUUGUCGCGAUGUGCCAAGAGUCCGGACGUGAUCUCUCUAACGAGCAACGGUAGCAGUGCCCACGGCAAUGCCGGCAAGCAUUCGAUCGAGCAGAUUGACUUGACAUUCACGCCCAAGUCCAAGUCUGGCAACGUCGACGUAAUCGAUCUGACGACACCGACUGCACUCAAAAGCCAACGAAAUGGCUCUUCGUCUUCGUAUCAUUUCAUCGAGAAUGAGAGCAACGCUCAUAAGCCACGACCCGCCAAUCCUUUCAUGAGAAGCUCUCAAUCUGUAGUACGCAACAUCGUUCCAGCUGGCUUCGAGGAUGAAAUGUCGGCCGAUGAGUCCGACGGAUACGACUUUAAUUAGAGCUGGUUUUCUUGAGCAUGUUUUAUGUGCCAUUAUUUAUCGGAAUGAUUCUUGCACUCGGUCCUUUUAUACUUUCACGCAAACAGUAUUCCGAGCGCUCAUUUCUAUAACGAUUUUUAUUUCGA